Anolis carolinensis (green anole) is the source of this 810-nucleotide messenger RNA. RefSeq names its product lymphocyte antigen 6E. NCBI's taxonomy places the organism in Eukaryota, Metazoa, Chordata, Lepidosauria, Squamata, Anolidae. The coding region runs from base 166 to 546 and encodes 126 amino acids. The transcript is spliced from 3 exons. Gene Ontology annotation, molecular function: acetylcholine receptor inhibitor activity. The record is from RefSeq and is a predicted model, not a curated record. Gene Ontology annotation, cellular component: plasma membrane.
CCAGCCGCCUCCUUUUAGUCCCUCCCCUGACUGACACCUUGCUUUUUAUAGCCCAUAACCAAAGGAAGGGCCAGCUUUUGGGAGCAGUCAUUCUCUAAGCUCUGCCUGUGUCUCUGCCCGACUGACUCUCCUUUUUCUGGAUUGCAAAGACAUCCUCCCCUAAAGAUGAAGGCUUCUUUUGCAGCCCUGAUUGCAGCCUUGCUCUGCGUGGAGAGAGUAUCCGCGCUGAUGUGCUUCACCUGCGACAAUGCAGAAUCCAACUGGGACUGCCUGAGCAUGAAGUCGUGCGCGGACACCGACAAAUACUGCAUGACAAAAUAUUUCAGUGGAGGAGUCGGUAACAGUCACAAGCAGUCCAUCAGCAAGGGCUGCUCGGCCACUUGCCCCCAGGGUGGCAUCGACUUGGGCGUCAUGGCCUUCUCCAUGAAAUGCUGCGAGUCCUCCUUGUGCAACACGAGCGGUGCCAUCAGCGUCAAAAGCAGCACUCUGAUGCUGGCCGUGGGCACCUUGGCCAGUUUAUUCUACAUCUUCGGAGCCAGGCUGUGAGGCGAGAGGCGGGCACUGUUGUUAUCAAGAGCCAUCUCCACACAAAACUCUCCGUUCAGGGCAAUCCUCUGCUUGUUUCCAAGGGCUCUGUGCCACCUUUGCUAGCAACCUUUGGUCACAGUGGUUCCUGUCCUCCUUGGAAACUUGCUCAGGGCCCAGCAUUUUGAGCAGCGCAGUUUGGUGAUGUUCUGAACAAUGCAAAUGGUUACGCUUUUUUCAUGUACUUUGUGUUCCCAAACGUAAUAAAACAAUUCGACCAGUAAA